UUCUUGCAGCACAAACUGGUUUAAAGCUUGUGUGUGUGGAGAGUCAGAGAGUGGUUGGUUGUGAAACAGCACGCAGCUGAAAGUAACCCAUCCUCUAAAUACAGGCCUCGAGUACCAGAGACAAGAUUCCUUGUCUUUCGGUAGCUUCUGUGUCGUAAUUAACAUUGCCCUCACCUCUUGCAUUAUUGAGAUGAGAGAUUGAAGUGCCCUGCCCUUGUUGAUUACGAGCUAAUUUAAUUAGCGCGGUGCUAGCGAGUCGUAUUGUGGUAACAUGACUCCCCCCCCCACUUCAAUAUUGCUAGCUAAUUCUAUUAUCGCGGUUAACAUGGUUUGUACUCCUUGCAUUACUGAGUUGAAGUUGAUGAUGCUUCUUCAUCGUUAAUUAAUUCUGUUGCUAUCAGUUGUGAAUUAACUUUGUGUCGUUUCUGUGCAAUCAGAGAGAGGAGGACACUGACAAGUGUAAUUUCAACUGCUUUGUGUGCCGUUGCUGAACAACAAAUUGUUUGCGGUCUGUAUUUGCAGCUUUCGCAGUCUGGUCGUCCAGAAGAUAAUGUCUGCUGGACUGUCAAGUGUUGUCAGACAGAUCACAAGGCUUCGUCUUCAUGAGACAACAGACGGAAUUACUGUAGAUUGCAAGGUCAUUCACCACUCUAAAAUAAAGGGUCCGGUAGUUGCUUUGUGAGAGGACAUACUUGCCAAUAAAUCAGUGAUGUCUGUGUCGCUUAGUUAAGUAGACAAGAUGUUUGUAGGACUGAGAAGCCAUAUACCUUGACUGCACUGAAGAUAUAUGUAGGACUGAGUAGCCCUAUCUUGGUUACGCUUGUCUUUGAGACACGGCAAAUGUGGUGGUCCCAGUGUUCAGAAGCUUGAGGGCACUGGCAGUGUUCCAGUCUUAUUGUGUACCUACUCUACACUCUUCAUGUGUACCUACUCUACACUCUUGGUCUUUGUAGCCCUGCGUGCCCUACACACCCCACCCUCCAUCUCCCCCAGGUGUACGCUCAGGGUUCCCCUCUCUCUUUUCUUCUUGUUUGCUGACAGUCCGGGUGUGAGACAUGCCAGAGCCUGUCACCUUGUCUGUAUCCAGGUACAGUUGAAAGCGACCUGACGGCUCACCUUGUUGACGAGCCUGACAUUUCCAUAAAGGUGACGAAACAGACGCUGUACUGUGGUCAGUCCAUUCAACGACCCUCCUACCCGUCCAUGUUUCCCGCUUUUCUGGCCUUUUUGGGGUCAGAGGCAAAGUCCCGGCUAUUGGUCGGUGCACGCAAGAUAAAUGUGCUGAUAAUAAUUCAAUCAGCUUGCCCUUUCAGCCAGUACUCACUCACCCUCGGGUGUACCAGGAGUAAAAGACGGUCGUCUGGCAACGGAAGUCUGCAUUGUUGUUACGCGACGACGCAAACGUCCACAACGACUGCAGGGUCCGGCACCCGACCGAACUGUUCGUGUGCACAGUAUUGUGGACAAGGUGUAGGUGCUCAAGACAAGGAGUACUGUAGGUCAGAUUUCAAAGUACCGUGGACAAGGUGUCGGAUUUCUCUAGGAACAGGUAUCAAGAGCCCUGUCAAGGGGAGAGAGUUGCACAGAGGUGUACAAACAAGAUGUACAGAGCCAAGACUUCCUACGACUUCUAUGACGACGAACUUGAUGAUGAUGUGCAAGGGCUGCCCUUCACACCGUUGUCGCUACGCCGGACACCCACAGGUGUGUUUCGAUCCCCAUCCCCUCCAUGGUCACCACGUGGCGAGCAGUACGUGUCUCGACCUCGCUCGCGCACGCCCUUGACCCUGCCUGGCGCUGACACCGACAUGGGGUGGCCACGUCAGGUCAAUGACACUGGUGCUCCUGACAAUCCUUACACGUGUCCUAUGGACCCUGUCAACAGACAAUACUACUACCGCCAGUGGCGAAGGAAUCCACCGCGCCCCCUCAUGCCUGUCUAUCGGGAAGGACGGUUGGGGGGACCCUGGCGACAUAUCAAGGCCUGCGUUAACAGCGUCGGAAGCCAUUUUGCUUUCAUUGAUGGCAAUGUCAAGUCAGAAGAGAACUUCUUCUACCCCCCGGAGAGCACUCUGGAGCCACCCAGCUCUUCGUUCUACGUCACGCCCCGUCUCGUGCCCCUACAAAAGUCGAGCAGCUCGCCCCCGACACGUCGUUCAGUGGAGCGAGACAGCGCCUACAGUCAGCGAGCUCGCUGUGGCUUCAAGUACUGGCCACAGGAACCCAAACCCAUCGACUGUGCAGUGUUUUCCCACCGCAGCGCUAAUUACACCUCCCAUGAUGACUGGUAAAGACACUUGGGUGGCAGCCCGCUACAGGCAGAAAGCUAGGAUGAUGUCACUUGGACUCACCUGUACCAGCUAAGCCUUCGACCUCUUCCUCCUCAGACCUGUGGUACCAGACAGAUUCUGGCUUUAGGAGAUUCAUCACCAAGUUCAUAGCUCAUCAGUAUUUUACUAUUUAUGAAACGAAUGAAGUCUGCAUGCCAUCAUUAAAACUGGUAACAUAUCCUGAUUUUUACCUUAUCAGUAUUGUAAAGACAUUAAAUUUAUAAAUGUUUUUGUAUUAUAAAUAGAUUAGUAAUGUCUGAAAUGUUAGCACUUAAUAGCAUUGGUGUUCAAGGAAUGUAUGUACAAAGCUGAAAUCGCCUGUCACCAUGACAGUGACAAACAGGUGUCAUAGGUUCAAAUCUUGGCUGGACAGGACAUGUGUUUAUAGGGUUGAGCGUUGAUGGUUUCCGCCACAGUAUGUGUGUGAGAGAGAGACUGAAUAAGUAAUUAUGAUUUGAGUGAUGUUGAAUGAAUUAGUAAGACACAUUUGAUGUCUAUUGAUAAGUGUCUGUGUGACUUCACGCGUGUAGACACCUUGAAUGUGCCUUUGUUGGUGGGGUUAGCCAUUCUCUAUUAUUAUUAUUGUAAAAUGUGCAUACAUUCAGCUACUAGAUGUUGCCUUUAAUAAAAAAAAUAUCUCCCAA
Pomacea canaliculata is the source of this 2974-nucleotide messenger RNA. RefSeq lists its product as uncharacterized. NCBI's taxonomy places the organism in Eukaryota, Metazoa, Mollusca, Gastropoda, Architaenioglossa, Ampullariidae. The transcript has 8 exons. The coding region runs from base 1602 to 2291 and encodes 229 amino acids. The record is from RefSeq and is a predicted model, not a curated record.